GUGUUAUUUCAACAGGUGUAACAGAUAAAACAUUUUAUUGAGUAACACCAACAAAUUAUAUGGCUGAACCGAUAGUUUCAACCAAACAGGGCCAAUUGAAAGGCUUCAUUGGCACUGACAUUGAUGGGGGACCAAUUAUUUCGUUCCUUGGGGUGCCGUUUGCCAAGCCGCCACUUGGAGAAUUGAGGUUUAAGGAUCCUUUACCAGCCGAACCAUGGGAUGGAAUAAAGGAUGCAACGAAGGAUGGUGACAACUGUUAUGGACAUGAUCUAUUGUUCAGAUCCUUUGGCGGUUCUGAGGACUGUUUGAAUCUAAAUGUUUUUACGAAAAGCCUUACCGAUUCAAAGACCGAGCUGAAACCCGUGAUGGUUUUUAUCUACGGUGGAGGUUUUUUUACGGGAUCGAACAAAACCGACAUGUACGGACCAGAAUUCCUACUGACCCAGGACAUCGUCCUUGUAGUACCUAACUAUCGUCUGGGUGUCUUGGGGUUCCUAUGUUCCGACGACGAUACUCUAGGGGUGCCGGGAAAUGCUGGGCUAAAAGACCAAAUCAUGGCCCUUCAGUGGGUGCAGGAAAACAUCAGAAAUUUCAACGGCGAUCCCAAUAACGUGACGAUUUUCGGAGAAAGCGCAGGGUCACUUUCGGUGCACUACCUGAUUCUAUAUUCCAGAAUGAAGGGACUAUUUCACAGGGCGAUAUUGCAAAGCGGGACAGCUUUGAUGAACUUUUUCGGCAAGGCACAGCAUAUGAUGGUAGCCCUAGCAAAGGUGUUAGGUCAUGAUGUAAGCAGUGACAAAGAGGCGUUGGAUAUACUGAGGCAAGUGCCUGUAGAAUUACUAUACCAGGCUCAAGGAAGGGUUCAAGGGGUAGGAGGUCUGUCAAGCAAACCAUGUUUCGGACCUAUUAUCGAAAAGCCCAGUGACACAGCUUUUAUCACGGAAGAGCCGAUAGACAUACUCAUGUCUGGAAAUUACAAUCAAGUUCCAUUAAUCAUCGGUUAUAACUCAGGAGAAGGGCUGUUUCUACCUGCGUGGACUGUCCUGGUAACCUCACGGAAGUUACCAUUCACAGUAGGUCUGCCAAACUUGGAAGACACCAUUCCUCACUACAUAGGCUUGCAGCGUGGGAGCGAUAUUAGCAAACAAGUAUGUGAAAAGUUAAAGGAAACUUAUUUUGAUCGUCCUGAUCUUGCCGACAAUAAGUACUUGAUGAUUACCGACGCCAUGUUCGUGGCACCAACUAUGGCAACAGUGAAAAAUCACGUGGAAACAUCGCGGUGUCCAAUUUUUAUAUACAGGAUGUCUUUAGAAGCUGGACUAAAUUUAAUGAAGGUUUACACAAAAUUAACUGAACCAGGUGCGUGUCACGUUGACGACUUAGGAUACCUCUUCAAAAAUGAUAUUAUUCCUCCAUUUGAACCAGGUAGUAUCGAGGAUAUAUCAGUAAGAAGGUUUGUGAAACUGUGGACGAACUUUGCCAAGUACGGGAAUCCUACGCCUGACGAAAAUGAACUUGGAAUAAUUUGGAAACCGGUCGAAACAGGACAACUUAAUUUUAUCGACAUUGGAAAUGAACUAACCAGUGAGGUUAAUCCUGAAUCAGAGAGGAUGCAGUUGUGGAAGGAAAUCUACCAGCUUUGUCCAAACACUGCCAGUUAUUUAUAGAACAGCAUAGUGUUUAUAUAUGUCCAUCAAAAACGUUGUUGAGAUUUUAUAAAUCUUUUUAAUAAACAUCUGCAUUUUA
This is a messenger RNA of Anoplophora glabripennis (Asian longhorned beetle), 1746 nucleotides long. RefSeq names its product juvenile hormone esterase-like. The record is from RefSeq and is a predicted model, not a curated record. Lineage: Eukaryota; Metazoa; Arthropoda; Insecta; Coleoptera; Cerambycidae. The coding region runs from base 60 to 1667 and encodes 535 amino acids. The transcript is spliced from 6 exons.